UCCUCCUCCUCCUCCUCCUCUCCUCCUCCUCCUCCUCCUCCCAUGCCAACCUGCUGCCGCCUUUGUCAGCGCAGCCCGGCGCUAUGGCAUCCUGCUGGGGCUUCAGGCUCGGGCUCUUCCUCCUCCUCUUCCUCCCGGCUGGCAAGCGGCUGCUGCAGCGGCAGGGCCAGCCCUGACGGGCAAGAAAGAGGCAGGCGGAGCCCCCCCAGAAGUGGAGCACAGUUUCCAGGAUAAACAACAAAAUACGCUUGAGCUAUGGAGUCCAACCAGGAAACCUCACUCUUCCUGGUGAAGAUCUUGGAGGAGCUGGACACAAAGCAGAACACCGUUUCUUACCAGGAUCUCUGCAAGUCACUCUGUGCAAGGUUUGAUUUGUCCCAGUUGGCCAAACUCAGAAGUGUGCUGUUUUACACUGCUUGCCUGGAUCCUAAUUUCCCAGCGACUUUGUUCAAAGACAAAAUGAGAUGCACUGUAAACAAUCAGCAAUCAAAGAAAAUCAUGGUUGCAGCAGAUAUAGUAACAAUAUUCAACCUCAUACAAAUGAAUGGGGGAGUGGCCAAGGAGAAGCUUCCAGUUGCAAGGCAGAAAGUGAAGAAGAAAGAGUCCUUCGAGUCCUGCAGAUCCGACACAGAAAUCUGCAACGUGGCAGACUGCGUGCCCAAUUGCGAGCUGAAUGACCAGGACUUUAACCAGGGCUUUCCGGUCAGAAGGUCUUCAAAAUGCAGGAAGAUGGACUGCAAAGACUGCCAACAGUUCGUUCCCUCAUCAGAACCCAACUUUUUGCUUGGGGUCAAUAAGGAGAUGAAGGGCCGGGCUGCCUCUCUGGACAGGCUGCAGGCUCUGGCAUCCUACUCCAUCGCCACGUCUCCGCCAUGUGAGAUGCAGAGUACAUACUUCCCCAUGAACAUUGAAAACGAAUCUAUUUCAGACCAGGACUCCUUGCCAAUAAGUGCAGGUCUGAAAGAAACCUUCAUUUCAAAUGAUGAGCCGUUUGUGAUGCAGUCGUGCAUCCAGAAAAGGAAUAUAUUCAAAGAAGAUUUUCAUAAUCUGAUUACAAUAUCUCCCAACUUAAUACCGCCCAACAAAAAGCCAGAAGAUGGACACAGAGAGCCUCAGAACAGGAAAGAAAGCUCUAAGCAGGCUUUCUUCAACCACAGCUUUGAAAUGCCAUACAGCAGCCAGUACUUGAAUCCAGUUUAUUCUCCUAUACCAGACAAAAGACGAGCGAAGCAUGAAAGCCUAGAUGAUCUUCAAGCUUCAACGUAUUUUGGCCCAACUACUAUUCUUGGGCCCCAGGACAACAAAAAGUGGACAGGAAAACCAACCAAACAAACUGCCUGGCCAGCUAAAAGCUGGAGCUUAAAUACUGAGGAGGUACCUGACUUCGAACGAUCAUUUUUUAAUAGGAAGCAGUCAGAAGAGAAGACGCGCUACCAGAGUUCGAACAACCCAUCUCCAAACUUUCCUUCAGCUGACAGGCAUCAGUCCUACCUAAAUGCAAAGGAUCAGCAACCAAUUAUGCAGACAAAUUACGCUGUGAAACAAAAUGGGCAUAAACCCAAGGAAAUUCCUUCCAUUCUAGAUGUGGAAAAACAUGAGCCGGUCAAAAAGUUUAAGGACAAAAGCAUUAAUUGUACUUCUGUUCAGAUCUUAAGCAUUGACAGGACCACAAGUGUUGGGACACAAACGGAGCAACAGGUCCUGGACCACAAAAAAUGCAAGGAUAUGUGUGCACCAGGCCAAGCCAAGUAUGGAGAGCGGCACUCCCUUAAGCACUCGGAUGAUGACUCUGAAAUUGUGAGUGAUGAUAUCAGUGACAUUUUCCGGUUUUUGGACGACAUGAGUAUCAGUGGGUCCACGGGAGUGAUGCAGUCUUCGUGCUACAACAGCACUGGUUCCCUGUCUCAGGUGCAUAAAUCAGACUGUGACAGCUCACCUGAGCAUAAUUUGACUAAAAUCUCCAAUGGGAGUGCCUGCAACAAAUUAGAAAAAGUGGUCCGGGCAGAUGUCAGUAACACGGACGAUGAACUGAAAACAAGUGUCUGCAAAUUGGUUUUGAGGAUUGGUGAAAUAGAGAAGAAACUGGAGUCUCUCUCAGGUGUCCGCGAAGAAAUCUCUCAAGUCCUGGGAAAAUUAAGCAAGCUGGAUCAAAAAAUUCAGCAGCCAGAGAAGGUCAGUGUACAAAUAGAUCUUAAUUCACUGACAAGCGAGGCCGUGUCAGAUGAAAGUAACUCCCCGCAGAUAUUUCAGUGCCACAACACUCCUCAUGGAGGCAAGCUGGAGAAUAAUCCAGAAUGGUGCUGUUCAGAUGCCAGUGGAAGUAACAGUGAAAGUCUUCGAGUAAAAGCCUUAAAAAAAAGUUUAUUUACUAGGAGGUCAUCAAGAUCAUUAACAGAGGAAAAUAGUGCAACUGAAUCCAAAAUAGCAAGUAUUUCAAACUCUCCCCGAGACUGGAGAGCUAUUACUUAUAGCAACCAAGUUGGCAUUACAGAAGAGGAGAUGAAAGAGAGAGAUGGAGGAGAAAAUAAAGACUGGCACAGGAAAUCUAAAGAGGCAGACAGGCAAUACGAAAUCCCACAGCCACAUAGACUCUCUAAACAGCCAAAAGAUGCUUUCUUGAUUGAACAAGUCUUUAGUCCUCAUCCCUACCCUGCAUCACUCAAGUCACACAUGAAGAGCAACCCGCUCUACACAGACAUGAGGCUGACGGAGCUGGCUGAAGUGAAACGCGCCCAGCCGUCAUGGACCAUAGAGGAAUACACGAGGAAUUCGGGGGAUAAAGGCAAGAUUGCAGCAUUGGAUCUACAAACUCAAGAAUCUUUAAACCCAAACAACUUAGAAUACUGGAUGGAAGACAUUUAUACUCCUGGCUAUGAUUCCUUAUUAAAACGCAAAGAAGCCGAGUUCAGAAGAGCAAAGGUUUGCAAGAUAGCUGCCCUAAUAGCAGCGGCAGCUUGUACAGUUAUUCUGGUCAUUGUAGUUCCCAUUUGUACAAUGAAAUCCUGAAUACGUGGACAGACUCGUGACUCCCAGCUGUGCGCAUCUCAGAUAGCUCAUUCUGUGUUUCAAGCGCCCGAUGGCAAAACCGUAAGGAAUUUGCUAAGGAAGAAUGUUCUGAGGAUAUCCUGGUGGAGAUUGCUGUAAAUGUAGACAGAACACAAAACGACGAGAGAAACAUUUUUUUUCGAGAAGUAUUAUUUUAAAUAACAGAGCAUGUGGCGGAGUUGAUGGGAACUCGGUUCGAUUUUUAUGCAUUUUUAAAAGUGCAAUAUUUUUUUUCCUAAAGAAACAAUAUAAUGUUUUACAGAAUCAGAGACUGACAAGAAUCCAGGCAAAAGAGGAAGGUUGUCUGAGCUAUGUUGCAUUUACUGGAGGUGUGAGUACCUGGAGGUAGCACUGUAUAGAAGGGAAUGUUCUAUAUGCAUUACAUCGGGGAGCUAAGAACGUCUUAAAGCUCUCUACAAUGUAGAAAACUCUGAAUGUAUUGUAUUUAUUUAUAGCAUUUAUGUAUUUCAUGAUCAUUUGAUUGAAAGCAGACUGUGUAGCCAUGAACAGAGUUCAUUCCUAUGUUCAGAUUAAAAAGGGCUUUUUAUAUUUGGUCUUGCCCUAAGACCCACUCUAUCAUCACUGAGUACUUAGAUAAGUGCAAUGUGCUGCAGACCAAAAAGAUUAUGUUUUAAAGCAAUCAAAAGAGGUUUUAGUUGCUUCUGUUGAAUAACAUUUGCAUAGAGCUGGCAAACAUGCCUUGCCAAAAGGGUAUUCUUUACCUCUGCAGACAGUGAAACUGUCUCAAUUUCACUCCUGCCAGCAAGCAAAGCUGGCAAAUCCAAGCAACACUCAGUUAAAGUUCUCAUAAAUGUAAUCUGAACAGUUAUAAUUUUGUCACAAAGUCUUUGUGCCUUUUUUUAGACUGUAGAUGAAACAGAACUGUUUAAUUUUGCUAUUUUGAGCCCAUAACAUAAAUCACAACAUAAUGGGUACUAAUGGAGGUUCUCUUCCCGCAAGCCUUCUAUACAGUUCAGAUUGCUCCUCAGAUUGCAGGGCUGGAGGUUACUGAGCACUUACAUUAAGGGCACAGUCUUACAGCACGGGUAGAAACUUGCUGUUAGUGCAAUGCAUUUGGCACAGGGAGCUCGUCUGCUUCCCCUAGUGCUAAUGUACUUAAGAAUGAUGGUUGACUCUGCUGGACAGCAAGCAGUCUGUAACCCCACGAGAAACAUCCAUUUAAUGCUUUAUCCCAAAUGCACAUAGCAGUUUAAAAGGACUUCUCGAGUUAUGAUAGAAAUGAUGUGCCAUGGUUAGUGAAAGCAAACGCCCAGACAGUAUUUCUCUUCUGUCACGAGUGGAUGGGGUGUGU
Messenger RNA from Cygnus olor (mute swan), 4357 nucleotides. It is a transcript of the gene MINAR1, whose product is annotated as membrane integral NOTCH2 associated receptor 1. The transcript is spliced from 4 exons. Gene Ontology annotation, biological process: negative regulation of cell population proliferation; negative regulation of TOR signaling. Gene Ontology annotation, cellular component: plasma membrane. Bases 256 to 3006 code for a protein of 916 amino acids. NCBI's taxonomy places the organism in Eukaryota, Metazoa, Chordata, Aves, Anseriformes, Anatidae. The record is from RefSeq and is a predicted model, not a curated record.